This is a messenger RNA of Exophiala viscosa, 2339 nucleotides long. Its product is annotated as fungal-specific transcription factor domain-containing protein. Bases 133 to 2205 code for a protein of 690 amino acids. Gene Ontology annotation, biological process: DNA-templated transcription; regulation of DNA-templated transcription. The transcript has a single exon. The record is from RefSeq and is a predicted model, not a curated record. Gene Ontology annotation, molecular function: zinc ion binding; DNA binding; DNA-binding transcription factor activity, RNA polymerase II-specific. Lineage: Eukaryota; Fungi; Ascomycota; Eurotiomycetes; Chaetothyriales; Herpotrichiellaceae.
AUCAGAUUGAGCGCUAUUUCUGGAUCAAUCCGUGCAUAUCUCGAACCCGUACGGCAUGUCGGGCGAUUCCUGCAGUAAAGGAAGAUGUCUACAUGCUUUUGGAUCAUAAGCAAGCGCAUGGCCUAGUCCACGAUGGAUGACCCAGCCGCCACUUCCAGACUUACGCCAGGGCGUUCCUGCGUCGCUUGUAGAAGGCGGAAGAUCAGGUGCGACCGAGAUCAGCCUUGUAGCUAUUGCACCAAACUCCACUUACAGUGCGUGUAUCCUGGUCCAGAUCAAGCAGGAAAGAAGCAACCGGAAACCCAAUUACUUUCGAGACUAGAACGCAUCGAGACAUCAUUGCUACGACUGGAGUCGAGGAUUGCCAACGUUCCCACCCCAGAGAUACCCGAGAGUACUCGACCCGACCCUUUCUCUCAUCAGGGAACGCCUUCUGGUACUCAGCUCACAGCCAAUUCAACCACUGGCAGAUUGGUCUCGGAGCAAGGGGACACCAGAUAUGUCACGAGCAGCUUUUGGGCUGACCUCGAUGAAGCCGACAAGGACGAGGCUGCUGCCCCUAACAACCCCUCGCUCGUAACAGAAUCGUCGCCUGCCAGACCUGCCCGCUCACAGCAGAAGUAUGGGCCCAUGUUUGGCUCAACGAUCCAUCUCGCAGAAUUGGUGCAAUUGCACCCUACGCAGAAUCAUGUCUUCAGUCUCUGGCAGGUCUUCCUGGAGAACGUUGACCCAGUCCUCAAGAUGGUUCACGUUCCGGUCACCCAACGACAAAUACUACGAGCUAGCCAGAAUCUUGCACAGAUCCCAUCUGCAUUCGAAAGUCUCAUGUUCUCGAUAUACUACUCUGCUGUUGCAAGCAUCCAAUGUUCAGCCUCUUGUCGGAAAUUAUUUCAGGAGGAACGCCAGACAUUGCUUGAUCGUUAUGAACUCGGGGUGGGGCAAGCACUUUCCAAAGCAGACUUCAUGAGCAGCCCGGAUGUCACCUCACUCCAGGCCUUGACGAUGUACCUGGUUUGUGCGCGCCACUCGGCUAACAAAACUUAUAUCUUCUCCAUGACCGGGCUUCUCAUCCGAUCAGCCAUGAAAUUGGGACUACACCGUGACCCGGUCGCUCUUGGACUUUCGCCAUUCUUGGCGGAGAUGCGACGCCGACUGUGGUGGCACAUUGUUAUACUUGACGUUCGGACAGCCGAAGACAACGACAUGGAUCCUCUCCUUUGUGAGCAUAUGUUUGAUACCAAGUUUCCUGCCAAUGUCAACGAUGCUGACUUGGACAUCAAUAUGACCGAGCCAGUCUCAGCCAUACGACAACGUACGGAGAUGACAUACACUUUGACACGUUUUGAGGGUAGCUACGCCGCGCGAAAGUUGGUGUUCUCAUCCAAAUUCAAUAAGGAUAAUGGCUAUCCCAAUCUUUCGUUGCCGCAAAAGAACGACUAUAUCGAGGCUCUGCUGAAGGACCUCGAAGAGAAAUAUUUGAGGUACUGCGACCGCAAAAUACCUAUCUGUUUCCUUACGGUGACAUCGAUACGUAUGGUCCUUGCUAAGGUCAAGCUUACUAUUUGUCAUCCAUCCCGUGACGGCUUAACAGGGCUGACUGGUGCCCGACUGCACGAUCUUGUACAAAGCAGCAUUGAGAUAAUCGAAUAUGCCCACACGCUACGAACAAGCGACAAAUACUCUCGAUGGGUCUGGCUCUUCCAAAAAUACAUUGAAUGGGAUGCGGUUGCAUUUCUUCUUCAUUGUCUCGGCUCCGCAGCAGUACCCGAUCUGGUCGAGAGAGCUUGGAAUGCCGUCGACACAUUCUUCAAGGCGUGGGAGGGUCAUGUUCCAGAGGGUGAACGGCGAUGGGGGAGAUUGCUGAACCUCAGAUCCAAAGCUGCCGCGAAACAAAGUCCAGAAAGCAUGACUACCAGCCACGUCGGUCCCAGUACUACAACAGCAGCAGUGCAUUGUAGCCAGAAUAAGGAUCCUACUGCUUCCACUCUCACAAGCAUGUCCAGAACAGCCGAUCCGCAAAGUGUUUCUAUGGCAGGCGCUCAAUGUAUCAUGCCUACCUCCCAAGCAUCUUUGCCGCAGGUAUUCGAUCCAAAUAUUGACGUUGAGUAUGGCGAGUGGAACUUUGACAACGUAUCCUACAUCAUGCAAGAGGCACCGAGUUGGGACAUGGAGCUUGAUGAAAACUCGUUCAACUCGUGGAUGUGAUGCGCAAGCAUUAUUUUCAUUGUUCUCUCACAGCUUCAUCCUGAUUGAAAUUAUUGACUUGCGGUCAAGCCAUAGCUGGGCGUAGCACACAACCUAUAUACUGUAGCACACAAUUCCAAGUCAAUGAUCUGGCC